AACAUAAUCCUGCCUGGUGAGGAACUGCAGAAAAGGGCGAUUGGGGCAGGGGUGCCGGGGGCGGCGUACCCUGGGGUGCGGGAUCGCCUGCGAGAGCUGGGAAAGAGCCCGGAGAUGCAGGAGGAUGGAGUUUAGGAGGGACUCAGGGCACCUGAAGAGCAGACGGGUUGAAGCAGUGGCCUGGUGUCUUAGCCCCAGUCCUCUUGGGAAGCACCCCACUGUCUCUCGGGGAGAGCUCAGCUGGUGGGAGAUGCACCGACUGGAGCCUGGGGAGCUGCCCCGGAGCGGGGCUCGGCCACUGCCACCCUCUCUGGCGGCCGAGGGGAAAGGGCUGUGCUGGGGCCACGCACAGCAUCUACUCUGGUGUGGGAGCAAAGAGCAGAAGUGCUCCCCUCUCUGCCCCUAGUGCACGGGCAGAACAUUUUCUCCCUGGAGCACCUUCUCCUCCCGCGAGCUGAAGGUGAGGCCGCCUGCUGGAAAGCCCCAGAGCCCCCCGGGUCUGCUCCCCUCAGCACCUCCAGCAGAACCUCCUGAUCAUGCUAAGGCCUUGGCUCACGAGGAGAAGCUCAGUCUCCCCUUUCCUGGCAGCAGAGAGCUUCAUGCUUUCUGUGUGCUUGGCACUCCAGGCCACAGGCUCCCUGAACGCUGGGCUUCCCAAGUGCUGGGCUCCCUGCCCAGAGCAGCUCAGCCCGCAGAGGCAGGACCACAGUCCCGUGCCCACCUCUGCCAGAGCCAUCUGCAAUUUGAGCCCAGCCAAGAGGUCCCACUGCUGGAAAAGGGACUGCAAGGGGUCUUGCAAGCCCAGCAGCUGCCAUGCUACCUGGAGUGCAUCGGGGCAGUAACGAGGGGAGAGGAGCUGGGGAGAGUGUGUGGCCUGCAUUAGGAAAAGCCAGUGGCACUAUCUGGCCCUGCGUAGUGUUCAGAAGGGAUCAGGCUAUUUGGAAAAACAGUUGGAAAACUGCACUCGCUUUCCCUUGUGAAUGCAUUAGGAUGAGCCAUGACUGAAGAUCUCAGCAGACUUUUGCCUGGAAGAUGUGAUGUGCCAGGCAGAGCCUGGGAGCAGAUCCAGUAGCUGUAGCUGGUCUGCCCUCAGAGUGCCCUUUCUCACAUCCCUCUGCACACAUGGGCAGGGCCCCACAGCACCCAGAGGGAGCAGACGGUGUCCAUGCCUGGAAAGGAGGCAGGGGUGAGCAUGGCAGCUAGGGCUGUCUGCCCUGGGGGCUUGAAGGCCUUGUCUGAAGGGUCAGAGCAGAAGGCACUGGGCUAGGAAGUAGGUGCAAGGAGCACAGGGAAAUGCUCUGCAGCCAAGUAUGGAAGAAGUUUGCAGAGAACCUGAAACCAGAGAGAUGCUGUGAAUAUGUGCAGAUGUCAGAGGUGCUGCCUUAUAAGAGGUGCUGCCCUUUAAGAGCUGCUGCAGAAAGCAGGACAGCUGUGUCUGUAACUCAACUCAGCUCCAGCUUUGUCAUCUAUAACCAGCCCAUCUGGGCUGAGCUCUUGUCCUCUUUGAAGGCAGGUGGGUGGGAGCAGAGCUGAGCCAAGCUGUGCUCGGCAGGAUGGCAGGAUGGCUCUCAGCCCGGCUGGGUGAGGGGGAACGCAGAUCUCACCCUUGUGACUGUGCCCUUAGCCAGCCAGUCUGUGUAAUUCCCUGUGACAGUUCAAUGCAGAGCGAAGCCAGCAGCUUGGCAGCGGAUGCAUGAAAGGUGAGUGCACUGGAGCCUUAAUAAUGUGGGAUGCUGCUCUCUCUGGCACACUGCCCGGGGAGCCUGGGGGCAGGGAGCAAACACUGACCCCAGGUUCUUCCCUUCAUUGAUGUCCUCUUGGGCCUGCAGUUCACCCUGUCCUCUAGAGGCCAGUCCUGCCAAGCACAUCAAGCCCAUUGUAGAGCCAGGGCAGGUGCGAUUUAUUUUCUGGCUGGCUGCUGCCGCGCAGAUAUGGGUGGCAUCCUAGAGGACUUUGGUGGAGCAGGGAAGGGGAUGCUAGCUCUGCACAUAUGCACAAGCUGGGACGCCAGUGUUGCCAGCAGCAUCCCACAGAGUCUCAUGGUGGCAGCUGGAGGGGAGCUGUCACCUGUUCCAAGGCCACCAGGGCAGGGGGUUGAGGGCAGGGUCCCAGGAGUCAAACCCUAAAGUGUGUGCACCCUUGUCCCCAACAUGCUCCCAAGUGCAUGCACACCUGUGCACCCCCCUGCAUGCAUAGGUGGCACCAGCAGUGGGCUCAGCACUCCCACUCCAUCCCUCCAACAAGCUCCCACACUGCUUUUUUUGGUGUUCAAUCCAUUGGUUUAACUCUCAGACCCUGCCUGGCAGCAAGUUUGUUUUUCCCAGGCUUUUUUCUUUUCCCCCUGGCAUCCUCUGGAACUGGAGAAAGGUAUUAUGGGAGCUGUGCCCCCUGGCCCUGGACAGCCUGCUGGGUGCUCAAUAAAGAAUCCACAGGCACCCAACUUUGGGACCUUCCCCAGCUGCUGUGUGGAGUGUGGGAGUCCCCAUGGAGAGCAUUUCAACCACACAUAGGGCAAUGAGGGGGCUGCAAGGAUGGGAACAAUCUUUCAGCCCUCUAACUCGCUGGUGGGAGGCACUUACUGAGCUACACAAUUAACCUUCCUGUUGCAAUUAAUGCACAUAUUCUAAUGGGUGGCAAUGAGCAGGGCACAGGGGUGUUCACACACACGUGGGGGGGGGGGGUGCAAUGGAGGCAGCUGCUGUCUUACCCCCGCGCAGGCUGCCCACAGCCCACUAUGCCCUCUGCUCGACACCACAUUGCACCCCAACCUCCCACCCAUCUCACCCUCUUCCUCCUUCCCAGGCAGGAUGCAGGUUCGAGGCCUCCUCCUCCUCCUGGUACUGAUCCUGCUGGCUGCCACCACUGAGGCUGGCAAAACCAAGAAAGAGAAAGCAAAGAAGGAUGGCUCCAAGUGUGAGGAUUGGCGCUGGGGACCUUGUGUUCCCAACAGUAAGGACUGUGGUCUGGGCUACCGUGAGGGAACUUGCAAAGAUGAGAGCAAGAAGCUCAAGUGCAAGAUCCCCUGCAACUGGAAGAAGAAAUUUGGAGCUCUGAUGCCUGUCCCCUCUCAUCCAGCUGACUGCAAGUACAAGUUUGAGAGCUGGGGAGGGUGUAGUGCUCAGACAGGCUUGAAGACUCGCUCAGGCAUCCUGAAGAAAGCCCUGUACAAUGCCCAGUGUGAGGAGAUCGUCUCUGUGACCAAGCCCUGCUCUUCCAAGAUCAAGUCAAAGUCCAAAGCAAAGAAAGGCAAGGGGAAGGACUAGAACAGGAAGCCAUCAUCUUCAUCGGCCCCUAAACAUCGUGCCUACAGGACUGGAUGCCCAGCUGCAGCUGGCCCAUGCUACAGUCUUCCUUCUCCUCUCCUUCCUCCUUUCCAUGACCUCCUGUUUCGCUGAGAUGCCUUGUUUUAAUCAUUAGUGUUGUAGAGAGCAAACCCAUCCACCCACCCUGCAGGAGAGGCUGCUUCCGUCCUUGCUACCCCACUGCCACUGCCAAUGCCUCUCACUCAUCUUCUCUCAGCUCACGUUGGGGUUCACUGGGAUGCACCCAGAGAGCUGGGAUGGGAACACAUAUUUUUCCACCCUCCAGCACAAAUGAGUUGCCUUUAGCACAUCCUUUGGCAAGUCCAGGAGUCUUAUUGUUCCUCCACCAGCUACCGGUGACAGAGGGAAGGGGUGGGUGUUGAAUGCCAAAGUAACUCCAUUACUCCUGCCCCUUACUCACUUGAGGACUGCUCUCAGCUGAGGAGGCUUAUUCUAGCAUCCCUUUGGCUAGGGCACAAAUUACCUGCAGCUGAGGUAAACACAACCAUCACCCCCAGGAACCACUGUGUCUCCUCUCCUCUAUCCCUUCUAACCAUGUGUGUUCACACUAGGGCUGCAACCCUUCUGCCUUUGCCACACCAACACUGGUGCUGGGUGGGAGCUCUCACUCCUUCUGGAAAUGGGGUUUGUUUUCUUUUCCAAUAAAAAUCUU
Lepidothrix coronata (blue-crowned manakin) is the source of this 3975-nucleotide messenger RNA. RefSeq names its product midkine (neurite growth-promoting factor 2) (gene MDK). Gene Ontology annotation, molecular function: growth factor activity. NCBI's taxonomy places the organism in Eukaryota, Metazoa, Chordata, Aves, Passeriformes, Pipridae. The transcript has 4 exons. The record is from RefSeq and is a predicted model, not a curated record. The coding region runs from base 2637 to 3263 and encodes 208 amino acids.